AUGGCGUCGAGAUUUAAUAAUCAGCGCGACUCGCGCAAUGCCUUGUUCUCGAACUAUGACCCGAGCGGAUCGAAAUCGGGAUCCGCAUCGACGACUCCUCAACGGUCAUCGACACGAACUGCUGCAUAUUCGACAUAUCAAGGAGGGGGCAGCUCGCCGUACUCAUAUGGGAUAGGGAACGAUUCGGCAUCAGACAUCGGAGCGCGUGGGCCGCCGAACGGAGGUUUCAGCGCAUAUCCUGCGGGCAAUGCAGAUGGAUUCGGGGGCAAGAGCAAGGAUGGUGGCUUCCGUGCGGCCACGCCGAACGGCAAAGGCCAAUAUAGCAGCGCGAUGCUGGAUGAGCUAGAAAGUCAAAAUGACGAUCAAGCGAGUGAGAUGAGCAAAAAAAUCAAGAUGUUGAAAGGCCUGACGAUUGCCAUUGGCGAUGAGAUUCGCGACAGCACUGCUUUUGCCGAGAAGAUGAACGACACGUUUGAAGGGACCAGAAAUCGAUUGCGCGGCACAAUGAACCGGAUGCUGCGGAUGGCGGAGAGAACUGGCGUCGGUUGGAGAGUUUGGCUCGGAUUCUUCGUCUUCGUCUUUCUCCUGUUCACUUACGUUUGGCUCUUCUGA
Molecule: messenger RNA, 612 nt
Organism: Dissoconium aciculare CBS 342.82
Lineage: Eukaryota; Fungi; Ascomycota; Dothideomycetes; Mycosphaerellales; Dissoconiaceae
Exons: 3
Coding region: 1-612 (203 amino acids)
Biological process (GO): endoplasmic reticulum to Golgi vesicle-mediated transport
Source: RefSeq, a predicted model, not a curated record